UUUCUGUUGCAAAUUAGUUCAAAUAAAGUUCGGUCAUUCAAACUUUAAUGACGUCAGCGUCAGCGAUGCUUGAGUCUUUUCGCGGGAAGUUACUUUCGCUUUGCCUGUAUCACAACAGCGGACAAAGCUUCUGACAGCAGUGUUCUGCCUAUAAAGCGUUAGUCUGUGUUUAUAUGGUUUAGUUUAUUGUCGAGACAUCUAAAUAGGUGUUUAGCUAGCGGUUUAUAUUCAGCCUGUGCUUUGGCAUACUUAUUUUUCAUCAUGAACUGUUUGCUGAUGAGAGAAAGUCCUAUGAUUAUUCCGCUUAAUAAGGAGAAGACAGUCUAUGACGGGUUCAUCCCAGUACUGGAAAAAGACUUAAGGAUAAGAAUAUCUCUACCGGCUGAUCGUCAGAUGAAACGGGCAAAGUAUGAUUCAUUGCAAUACAAAAAUACUGCUAAUUUUAUGUGUAUGAAUACGCAACUCGCUAUUUCCGCGAAACACCGUCUGAAACACGUCUCUUGUGCACACUUUGAUUGUGUGCGAGAACAGCACAGGUUACAGCAUUCAGCUAAUUUGAUGGCUUUUAUCCUGGAACUCAGAACAGUAUUGGAAGUGGUGUUGAAGAGCCAACCAGGAUGUCAGUCCUUCUCACCACCUCAGUAUUAUUCCCAGCUGAUAACAGAAAUGGAGAUCUUAGGAUGGGAUAAGCUGCUCUUCAUUGAUGCAGAGUUCCGCACACUCAAGCUGAAGGCAGAGGACUCUGCAGGUCGUCAACACGCCAUUACAGUCAAGCUCAAGUCCAAGUAUCCAACUGAGGCCCCAGAUUUUUCUGCAGAUCUUCCUGUUCCGUUGGUCAUCACAUGGACCUCUCAGAGCACCUUAGCCAAUGUCCACAGUCAGUUCCUGUUAAAUGUGGAGGCUCUGUCUGAGUUCUGGUCGGUGCUGGAUGAGAUCGAUGAGCAGACGUGGGUACUGGAACCAGAAAAACCCACGAAAGCAGACUCCAUGAGAAGGAUCGCCAUCGGAAACAAUGUCUCAAUAAAGGUACAAAUUGACCCCAGACACCCCAAAAUGCUGCCGGAGUGCUGUUUGCUCGGGGCUGAGCACGUUGUUACUCCUUUAAGGAAUAAGUUGAAUGCUAAUAUGCAUUUAUGGAACCCUGACUGCAGUGUCCUACAGAAUAUGAAGGAUGUGUUGGAGAUAGAAUUUCCAUCGCCUACCACCCACGAAAAAUCUAGUUUCAGUGUUGAAUGUGGCAUCUGCUACUCUUAUCGACUUCAGUCAGCCAUUCCAGAUCAGGUCUGCAAUGACCCUCGCUGUGGCCAGCCUUUCCAUCAAGUGUGUCUUUAUGAGUGGUUGAGAGGUCUGCCCACCAGUCGCCAAAGCUUCAAUAUUGUGUUUGGAGAAUGUCCUUACUGCAGCAAGCCCAUCACUGUGAAAAUGGUCACAGGAAAUGCUUAACAACAGUCAUGUGGUGUUACGGCUCCAGUGAGGGUAAUA
Molecule: messenger RNA, 1482 nt
Organism: Sinocyclocheilus rhinocerous
Lineage: Eukaryota; Metazoa; Chordata; Actinopteri; Cypriniformes; Cyprinidae
Product: E3 ubiquitin-protein ligase FANCL-like
Exons: 15
Coding region: 262-1443 (393 amino acids)
Biological process (GO): protein monoubiquitination; interstrand cross-link repair
Cellular component (GO): nucleus; Fanconi anaemia nuclear complex
Molecular function (GO): ubiquitin protein ligase activity
Source: RefSeq, a predicted model, not a curated record